This is a messenger RNA of Lachancea fermentati, 3102 nucleotides long. The record is from the annotation of a GenBank genome assembly. Lineage: Eukaryota; Fungi; Ascomycota; Saccharomycetes; Saccharomycetales; Saccharomycetaceae.
AUGAGUGACGUGGAGAUCGAUUUCAAUGUCUUCCAAAAGAGACUUGUUUCUCUACACGCAGAAUACACGAAGUUUGAAGGCUCUCCAAACUGCUUGCUAUUUGUCGUUGGCUCAAGUGAUGAAGAAGAUCCGUACAAGAAAAGCACUAUUCUGCACAAUUGGCUGCUAGGAUAUGAAUUUCCUGCUACUUUGAUCGCAGUGCUACCUGAAAAGGUGGUUGUCAUCACAGGUGCAGGCAAAGCUAAGCACUUGGAGCAAGCUGUCAAGAUGUUUGAAAAAUUGCCAGUAAAAUUGGAGUUGUGGCAAAGGAAAAGUAAGGACGUGGAGUAUAAUGAAAAACUGUUCAAAGAUAUCAUCGAACUUAUCAAAGUGGCAGGUAAAAAGGUUGGUAUGCCCAAAAAUGAUAGCUAUCAAGGUAAGUUCAUUGCACAAUGGAAUCCUCUGUGGGAAGAGGCGAUCAAGUCCGCAGAAUUGGAAAUCGUUGAUAUCACUCUUGGGCUCUCAACUGUGUGGGAACUCAAAGACGACAAGGAAAAAACCCUACUUAAAGUCUCCAGUAAAGCGUCCGAUAAAUUUAUGAACCUUCUCUCAGAAGAGAUGGUCAGUGCUGUGGAUGAGGAAUUGAAAAUAAGCAAUGCUAAGCUGUCAGACAAAAUCGAAAAUAUGAUUGAUGAUUCCAAAUUUUUGAAAAAACUCGCUUCUGAACUAUCCCCAUUUUGCCCAGAGGGUGAACAAUUUGAUAUCAAUUUGCUUGAUUGGGCUUACUCUCCGAUUAUACAAUCUGGUAACAAGUUCGACUUGAAGGUCUCAGCACGUUCUAAUAAUGACCAACUUCAUGGAAAUGGCUGUAUCCUAGCGUCAUGUGGUAUACGCUAUAAAAAUUACUGUUCUAACGUGACAAGAACCUUUUUAAUUGAUCCUUCUGAAGAAAUGGCUAGUAAUUACGAGUUUUUGCUUACCUUACAGAAUGAGAUCAUAGCGAAUUACCUAAAAAUUGGAAAAACUCCAAAGGAAGUAUAUGACGCUGUUGUUAAUUACGUUAAUACUAACAAACCAGAACUGUCCUCGGGUUUGACAAAGAAUGUAGGGUCCUUGAUUGGGUUAGAAUUCAGAGAUUCCCAAUUUGUUUUGAAUGCAAAGAAUGACUAUCGCAAGAUUGCAGCAGGCGACUGCUUCAAUAUUUCACUUGGCAUUAACAACCUUAAGUGCUCAAAGACCAAUGUAAACUAUGCUUUACAAAUUGCUGAUACCGUUUUCUUGAAAAGUCCAGAUGGAACGCCAGAAAUAUUUACCGCGUACACCAAGGCCAAAUCUCAAGUUUCCUUCUUUUUCAAUGCAGAAGAAGAGGUUCAAGCUCCUAAAGUCAAGAAAGAAAAAGAUUCAACUGCCUCAUCGCUACAAAUGAAAUCAGAAGGUAAUUCCAAAAUAUUGAGGUCCAAAUUACGUGGUGAAUCUCGUGUUAACGAAGAUAAUCAAAAAGAGCAAAUUCGUAAAGACAAUCAAAAAAAGCUACACGAAAAAUUGCAGAAGAAUGGUUUGUUAAGAUAUAGUGCUGCUGACGCUAAUGACAAUAAUGCGCAACCACAUCAUCAAUUCAAAAAAUAUGAGUCUUACGUAAGAGAAACUCAAAUUCCUAAUAACGUACGCGAUCUACGAGUUCAUGUUGAUUGGAAAAAUCAGACAAUCAUAGUACCAAUCUACGGUAGGCCUGUUCCAUUUCACAUUAACUCAUAUAAGAACGGUUCUAAAAAUGAAGAAGGUGAAUACACGUAUUUACGGUUGAACUUUCAUUCUCCUGGUGCAAGUGGUAUUUCUAAGAAAGCAGAGGAGCUGCCUUACGAGGAUUCGCCCGAAAAUCAAUUUGUUCGUUCCAUUUCUUUACGUUCUAAAGAUGGUGAUCGUAUGAGUGAAGUUUUCAAGCAAAUUGCAGAUUUGAAAAAAGAAGCUACUAAAAGAGAACAAGAGCGGAAGGCAUUGGCUGAUGUAGUAGAACAAGCGAAGCUAAUUGAGAAUAAGUCUGGAAGAACAAAGAGGCUGGAUCAAAUUUUUGUUCGUCCCAGCCCAGAUUCAAAAAGAGUUCCUGGAACUGUUUUCAUACAUGAAAACGGUAUUAGAUAUCAAUCACCUCUUCGUACGGAUAGCAGAAUAGAUGUCCUAUUCUCGAAUAUCAAAAACUUGAUUUUUCAGCCUUGCAAAGGAGAAUUGAUUGUUAUCAUCCACGUCCAUCUCAAGAACCCUAUUCUUAUGGGCAAGAAAAAAAUUCAAGACGUUCAAUUCUACAGGGAAGCGUCAGACAUGGCAGUGGACGAAACUGGUAACGGUAGACGUUCUCAGAUGAAGUUCCGUAGAUAUGGUGAUGAAGAUGAGCUGGAGCAGGAACAAGAGGAGAGAAGGAAGCGUGCUGCCUUGGACAAAGAAUUCAGAUAUUUUGCAGAGGCUAUUGCCGAUGCAUCUGAUGGUUUGGUUGAUCUAGAUACCACCUUCAGGGACUUGGGUUUCCAAGGUGUUCCUAGUAGAUCUGCAGUUUUCUGUAUGCCUACGAGAGAUUGUCUUGUUCAGUUGGUUGAACCGCCAUUUUUGGUAGUGAAUCUAAGCGAGGUUGAGAUCUGUAUCUUUGAAAGAGUUCAAUUUGGACUGAAGAAUUUUGAUAUGGUAUUCAUCUACAAGGAUUUCUCAAAACCUGUAACGCAUAUAAACACGGUGGCUAUUGAAGAAUUAGAAUUGUUGAAAUCUUGGCUAACUGACGUGGACAUACCAUACACGGUUUCCACAAUCAAUUUGAAUUGGUCGACCAUUAUGAAAUCCCUUCAAGAGAACCCACACCAGUUUUUCCUAGAUGGCGGCUGGUCGUUUUUGGCUGCAGGAUCUGAUGAUGAGAUGUCUGAUGAAAGUGAAGAGGAGAUUAGUGAAUACGAAGCAUCCGAUGAUGAUCCAUCGGAUGAAAGCGUUUACUCGGAGGAGGAUAAAUACUCUGACGAAGAAUUUAGUGAUGAAGGAAGUGAGGAUGCCAGUGUUGAUGAGAGUGAGGAAGAUGGUGACGAUUGGGAUGAGUUAGAAAAAAGAGCAGCGAAGGCUGAUCGCACUAGCAGGCUCAAGGAUUGA